Molecule: messenger RNA, 1279 nt
Organism: Cuscuta europaea
Lineage: Eukaryota; Viridiplantae; Streptophyta; Magnoliopsida; Solanales; Convolvulaceae
Source: the annotation of a GenBank genome assembly
CAUCAAUCCAUCCAAGAGAUCUGAUAUGAACACAUACACACCAUUAAGUAUAGUCUCAAUCAAAGUCCCAGAAAUCGAUAUCCUUAGCUGAAACCCAUGAAAGUUUCCUGUCUGCAAACCCUAAAAUAGAAGUCCCAUUGUUGGGAUUCCUUUCCAGUACUCCUCCGCCCUUCCAACCACCCAAACAAACCCUAGACUAUUCCAUUCCUCCUCUACCUCUUCUAUCUCCCUCUGCAUAUUCAUUCAUAUUCGUGAAUAUAUACUACCUACCUCAGCUCAGCAGCUCACAAAACCGUACCACCACCAACAAAUCCGAUCCAUAAAAAAAGGUAAGGAAAUGGGGAGGGGGAGGAUUGAGAUAAAGAGGAUAGAGAACUCAAGUAACAGGCAUGUGACUUUCUCCAAGAGAAGAAAUGGGAUGCUCAAGAAAGCUAAGGAAAUCAGCGUUCUUUGCGACGCUCGGGUUUCUGUCGUCAUCUUCGGCAGCUCUGGCAAGAUGCAUGAGUUCUCCAGCUCCCCGGUUGUUGAUAUUCUGGAUCAAUAUCACAAGCUCACCGGAAAAAGACUGUGGGAUGCUAAGCAUGAGGAUUUGGAGAACGAAAUCAAUAGAGUCAAGAAAGAGAAUGACAACAUGCAAGUUGAGCUAAGGCACCUGAAGGGAGAAGAUAUCUCAUCUCUGAGCUACAGAGAGCUUAUGUUCUUGGAGGAUUCCCUUCAGAACGGGCAAAGGAUCAUCUCUGAUAAACAGAUGGAGGUUUGGAGGACCAUUACAAAACGGAUUCAAGGUGCGGGAGAGGAGAAUGAACAACUCAGAUACCGGAUGAGACAACUGGAAAUAGCAGAGAUGAACCGGAACUUGGGAGAGUUUGGGGAAGUUUUUAACCACAGAGAAAACAAUAGUAAUGCGGCGGCGGCAGAGUACAAGUCUGAGAUGCCUUUCACCUUCAGCGUCCAACCAAUGCAGCCUAAUCUGCAAGACAGAUAAAUCACUCAUCAAUACAUAAUAAUAAUAAUAAUACUAAUAAUAAUAAUCUGCACGACGCAUGCAGUGCGCGCGAGUGAUUAUUUGAAGUUUAAUUAAUUGCGCUUUGUACCCGUCUUUUUAUUUUAUUAAUAAUUAUUAAUUAUUAAUAACAUAACAAUUGUAAGGUUAGAAUUGGAGACCGGUUGAUCGAUUAGGGCGAUGUUUCGUUUAUGCAUGCGUGUCGUUUGUCUGUUUGUAUUAUUAUUAUUCAUUAAUUAUACUCCGUAUUAUAUUAUUGCUUGCCUAUGUUUAAUA